Messenger RNA from Iphiclides podalirius (scarce swallowtail), 582 nucleotides. NCBI's taxonomy places the organism in Eukaryota, Metazoa, Arthropoda, Insecta, Lepidoptera, Papilionidae. The record is from the annotation of a GenBank genome assembly.
AUGAACAACAUUCUGCAUUUUGAUAUUGUUUCCAAUGCAAGGCUUUCGGCUUUGCCUUAUCUAACUGCUUGGAUAGCAGGUAUUCUCAUAAGUAUUUUCGCGGAUUGGAUACUUGCUAAAGGAUGGAUUUCCCGGCUCAACAGUAUGAAAUUAUGGAACACUGUUGCCGCGUUCGUACCAGCAUUGGGCCUUUUGGGGAUCGCGUGGGCCGGUUGCGAUCGUGUGGCGGUUAUGUUACUGCUCAGCAUCACAUCCGCUUUCGGCGGUGCCGUAUAUGCUGGCAACCAAAUGAAUCACAUCGAUCUGUCGCCUCAAUUCGCGGGCACCAUGUACGGGAUCACGAACGCCGCGAGCAACAUUUGUGGCUUCCUGGCGCCUUACGUCAUUGGCCAAAUCAUAUCGCCCGAACAGCAAACAUUGGGACAGUGGCGGGAAGUGUUCUACUUGGCCGCAGCGAUAGAUCUGGGCGCCAACCUUUUCUAUUUGUUCUUUGCGAGCACCGAAGAGCAGGAUUGGUCGCUGGCUGACAACGACGACAUGACCGCCUCGGCGCCUGUCGAGAGUAUUCUAUUCCCGGAAACG